AUGACCGACGGCCUUGACGAGCUCCGCGCGCUCUCCGCCCUCAUCCAAGACUCCAUCGAGAAGAUCAGCGGCAUACUAUCCAACACCGGCAAAACCUUCCCCUCAACCCGCGGCGCCUUCUCAAUGGCGUCCGAGUCCGUCCGCAUGGCUCCCGACGUCGCAGCCGCCAGCGCCGUCGGUUGCGCAGCGGCCACGCAGCUGCUCGCGAUACUCGGCGGCCCGAUGAAUACGCUCAUUCGCGCUGCUAUGUUCGGUCCUGUUCUCGCGAGCUGCAUCGCUACUGUUGCGGAGGCUAAUGUUGCUGAAGCUCUGCGUGAGGCGGGUGCGCAAGGCGCGCAUGUGAGGGAGCUUGCGAAGGCGAAGGGCGUCGACGCUGGCAAACUUGCCCGUGUCAUGCGCGUGCUCGCGCUCAAUCACAUCUUUGUCGAGACGGCACCGGAUGUCUUUGCGCAUAACACGGCCAGCUCACUCCUUGAUACGGGCAAAAGCACCGCGGCCUUAAGUCAGAGUCCUGCUACGAAGCACGACGAUACCUUUGGACUCGCAGCACUAGUAGAGCUCUGCGCCGGCGAGCAGUCCAAAGCUCUCACAUACCUCCCCGACGUCCUCCUCGACCCAAAGCUCACCUCUUCAGGCGAAUCCAACAAAACAGCCUUUAACGCCGCAUUCCGCACAGAUCUGUCGACCUGGGACUGGCUGGAGCUUCCAGAGAAGAAGACCUCCUUGGCUCGUGUCACGAAGGGCAUGGAAGCUGGCAAGCGCAUCGCGCCGCCCGACGCGAUCUUGAGGGGGUACGAGUGGGAGAAGCUUCCGGAGGGUGCUGUUGUCGUCGAUGUUGGAGGCGGAGUUGGGACGCAGAGUAAGAAGGUUUUUGAGAGGUGUCCUGGGUUGAAGAUUGUUGUGCAGGAUAGGGAGCCUGUUGUUAAGGCUGCUGAGCAGUUCUGGUCGAAUAUGCCUGAUGCUGUCUCGUCCGGGCGCGUCACCUUACAAGCACACGACUUCUUCGCCCCUCAACCGCAGAAGAGCGCCCGCGUCUUCAUCCUCGGAGCCGUUCUUCACGACUGGAGCGACGAAUACGCUCUUAAGAUCCUCAAACCGCUCCGCGACGCAGCAAAGCCAGACACAGAACUCGUCAUUGUCGACAGUCUGCUGCAGUACCUCGCCGACGAUGACAACAACGCGGCUAUACCAGGUUCUGCGCGCGAGAAGCCGCCGGCGCCGUUGUUACCUGCGCUAGACACGAUGAGCUACGCGGCUGAUAUCAUGAUGCUGUCUAUGUUUAACGGCACCGAGCGCACAGUCGCGCAGUUCCGCGAUUUACUGGCCAAGGCGGGGUGGAGGGUGACGCGCGUGCACCAUGGUGCGGGCUUGACGCAGGUGCUGGGCGUGCAAAAGGUUAUUGCUGUGCCUGCGUAG
Peniophora sp. CBMAI 1063 is the source of this 1416-nucleotide messenger RNA. NCBI's taxonomy places the organism in Eukaryota, Fungi, Basidiomycota, Agaricomycetes, Russulales, Peniophoraceae. The record is from the annotation of a GenBank genome assembly.